AUGGCUCCCCUGGAUUCGGAGAUCCACGGAUGGAACAAAAUACCUCGUAACUUCUGGGAGCCCGCGCCGCUUGAGGACUAUGUCAGACGUACGGUGGAGCAGCGGAUCUACCUUUCAGGUUGGCACCUGCAGUCGCCACGACUGCAACUGGCCUUCAGGCUCCGCUGCGACAGGCUCUGGAACAACGCCUCAGCCUUUGUCAUCUUGUACCAGAGCUGGGUUCUUCUUCGGGAUGAAGAUCGGUGUGCUGUUUUUACUGCUAUUCUCGGCUUUGAUGCUGUGUUUGGCAGGGCAAUGCUCAAUGUCCUGUGCCUUCGGCAGAAUCCCGCCCUCGACGAGCUGGACUAG
Symbiodinium necroappetens is the source of this 348-nucleotide messenger RNA. The record is from the annotation of a GenBank genome assembly. NCBI's taxonomy places the organism in Eukaryota, Dinophyceae, Suessiales, Symbiodiniaceae.